Messenger RNA from Chelonia mydas (Green sea turtle), 757 nucleotides. It is a transcript of the gene TSTD1, whose product is annotated as thiosulfate sulfurtransferase like domain containing 1. Gene Ontology annotation, cellular component: cytoplasm. Bases 52 to 504 code for a protein of 150 amino acids. The transcript is spliced from 4 exons. The record is from RefSeq and is a predicted model, not a curated record. Lineage: Eukaryota; Metazoa; Chordata; Testudines; Cheloniidae. Gene Ontology annotation, molecular function: thiosulfate-thiol sulfurtransferase activity.
AGGAGUUUGUGGACGGUGCCUGCCGCCCCGCCCCGCCCGGUGAAUGGAGCAAUGCCGCCGAGCCGGCCCGCGUGUCGGCUGCAGACGCUCCUAGGACGGGCGGGCAGGUCCCUGCGGCUCGCACGAAUCAGCAGCACCCCGGCGGCGGGCGGCAUGGACAGAGGAAAUGUCAUUUCCCACAAGGACAUGAAAGCACUGGUCACCGGCGGGAAGGCUCGGAUUAUCGAUGUGCGGUUGCCGGGAGAGGUGGCGAACGGCCAUAUCGCCAACUCAGUCAAUAUUCCAGUGGCAGAAGUCGAGGAAGCCCUGAAGAUGGACCCUGAGACGUUUAAGAUGAAGUAUGGUGUGGACAAGCCACGGAUGGAUGACGAGAACUUGAUCUUCCACUGCCAGAUGGGCAGGAGAGGGGCUCAGGCCACAGAGAUCGCCAUGACCCUCGGCUACGCCAAGGCCCGUAACUAUGCAGGUGGCUACAAGGAAUGGUCUGAGAAGGAAGGGAAGUGAAGUGGGAACGACUCCCCGAGGGCUGGUGUCUGUCCCUCCACGCCUAGCAGCUGCUUUGCCCUGAGGACUCUUCCUUCACUUCCUUGCUGCAACGUCAUCCCAUUGCUGCUGACACCUGAUGCUGGGAUGGGAACGCUCUGGGUCCUGGUGGGCUCUCGGCUAAGGCACCUGUCUGAGAAGCUGCCACUCUGCUUUCUGUCUCACUUUCCAGACCACUUGUUAUGUUGGAGCAUAUUAAAGUUCUAUAUUAAAA